UGCGCAGACCCGCAAAAACUACAUUGACCGGCAUGCCCCGGGAGAGGGCGGCAGCCGCAAGCCAAUCACAGCGCAGAACAAGACCUCCUUCCGGUGGCGGGGUGGGGGCCGGGCGGGACUUCCUGGUUUGCCACUGGCAGGUCAUCCCACCGCGCCCUUGGCAGUCGGGACCCGGGCCGGGGUGUCGCGCUCGGGCGGCCCCGGGUCCGAGCCUGAUGGCCUGGGGGACCUUGGAGGACGUGGCCGUGUUCUUCUCCCAGGAGGAGUGGGAGCUCCUGGAUGAGGCCCAGAGGCGCCUGUACCUGGAGGUGAUGCUGGAGACCGUGGCGCUGGUGGCCGCCGUGGGUUGUCGUUGCGGUAUGGAGGGAGCCGCCCCUGGACCGGGGUUUUCUGUGGAGGAGCCGCUGCAUUUCAGGGCCCUGAGCUCUGGUCCUUUGCCGUGGGAGUCCCUGUCCUGUGCCCUGAGAGACACCCUGGUGCUGGCUGGGCCCCAGGCAGUCCACCCUGGCCGGCCGCCGUCUGAGGCACGCGCUAGAGGCCAGUGUCCUGUGCACCUGGGUGAGGCGGGCAGAGGGUGCGGUCGGGACAGCCUCGACCUUUUCCAGCGCCAGGGCAUCCACGGCGAGGGAAAGCCACGGCAGACUGCUGAGCCCAAGGAGGCCGUCCCACCUGGCUGCCGUCAAGGGCAGCAACAGGAAUCCCGCCUCUCACAGACACCCUUCAUGUGCAGCGCCUGCAGGAAAGCUUUCCUCAGAGCUUUUGCACUACUUGACCUCCGCCUGACAACUCACUGCGGAGGAGGGUCCUGCAAAUGCCCGCCAGGUGGAGCUGCUUCCAAGAGGAAAGCAGCCCUCGCUAGUCACCAGAGACUUGGUGCUGGAGAGAUUGCCCACGUGUGUCAGGAGUGCGGCGUGGCGUUCAGCCACCUGUUUAAACUGAGGACACAUCAGAAAGUUCACACUGGGAAGGCCCGUCACAGGUGCUGUGAGUGUGGGAAAGUGUUCACCCGCAAACACUCGCUCACCCAGCACCAGAGGGUCCACACGGGAGAGAGGCCUUACGAGUGUGGCCAGUGUGGGAAGGCCUUCACCCGCAGUUCCCAUGUGGUCCGGCAUCAGAAAGUUCACAGUGUGGAAAGGCCGUAUGAGUGUGGACAGUGUCGACGUGUCUUCAACUAUGUCUCCAACUUCGUGGAACACCAAAAAGUCCACACUGCAGAAAGGCAUUAUGAGUGCAGUGUGUGUGGGAAAUCCUUCAUCAACAGCUCCCAUCUGGUUCGGCACCAGAAACUUCACAACACGGAGAGGCCCUUUGAGUGCAGUGAGUGUGGGAAAGCUUUUCAGCAAAUGUCCAAACUCAUUCUGCACAAAAGGAGCCACACAGGAGAGAGACCUUACAAGUGCAACCAGUGUGGAAAAGCCUUCAGUUGCCCCUCCAACCUCAUCCCCCAUCAGCGAAUCCACACGGGAGAAAAGCCUUUCGGGUGCUCUGAAUGUGGGAAGGCCUUCAGUCAGAGCUCGGCUCUCACUGAGCACCAGAAGGUCCACACCAGAGAAAGGCCUUUUGAGUGUCGUGAAUGUGGCAAAGCUUUCAGUUACAGCUCCAACCUAGUUAAGCACAGGACAGUUCACACCAGGAAAAGACCCUAUGGGUGCAUUGAGUGCGGGAAAGCCUUUAGUGAAAGCUCAGUGCUCAGUCAGCACCAGAGAGCUCACACUGGAGAGAAGCCUUACAAGUGUAACAGAUGCAGAAGGGCUUUUCGUUACAGCUCAAAUCUCUCUAAGCACCAGAAGGGUCACACUGGGAAAGAGUCUGCCGAGUCCAGUAGAUAUGGAAAUGCCUCCCGCCACAACCACAGCCCUGCUUAGCCCCAGAAAGACCACACCAAAGUGUCAGAUGUGGGGAAAUGCUAGCUGGGGCCUUACCCCUGUUGUUCUCCUCCUCCUCCUCCCUAAUUAUCAUCAUCAUUAUUUCACUAUCAUUAUUUUACCAGAGCCCUAUUCAGUUCUGGCUGAUGGGGGUACAGGGGGGUUGAGCCUGGGACUUUGGAGCCUUAAGCAUGAGUCUCUUUGCAUAACCAUUAUGCUCUCUAGCUCCAUCAUACCCUGUUCAUUAUUUAAAGACUUUCCUGGGAAGACAUCUGUGAAAGGAAUCUCUUUGAGGAAGCCACCAGCCAAAACCUGAAACUGAAACGCAUACACAGACAUGUGCCCCCAAGGAGGAACUUGUCUGUCAAUGCCAAAUAUGUGGGGAUCUUUCAGGAGCUAAACUGCUCACUUUCUUUUUAAAAUAUUUUAUUUAUUUAUUAAUGGGAAACACAGGAGGAGAGAGAGAGCCAGAUACCACUCUGGUACAUGUGCUGCCAGGGAUUGAACUCAGGACCUCAUGCUUGAGAGUCUGAUGCUUUAUCCACUGUGCCACCUCCCGGACCACAACUGCUCACUUUCUUUCCCUUCUUCUCCUCCUUCUCCUUCUCCUUCUUUUUAUCAGAGUCCUACUCAGUUCUGGCUUGUGGUGGUUUUGUGUGUGUGUGUGUGUGUGUGUGUGUGUGUGUGUGUGUGUGUGUGUGUGUGUGUGGCGGGGUUUGAACCUGGGACUCUGGAGCCUCAGGCAUAAGAAUCCCUUUGCAGGACAACUAUGCUGUCUCUCCCACCCUCCCUAUACUGUGGUCUCUAGCUUGUUGAGGUCACUACCAGAUGCCUGGUCCCCACAGCAUGACAUGUCAUCACCACACACUCAGGGAAGGUGGGCUCUCUCCUCCCUCUUUCCCCCGAGGGAGCCCCAGGUGCUGGGAGUCUUUGGAGGUGGGCUCAUCAUGUUCCACCUCUCUGCUAACCCCUUCUGUUGAAGUGUUCACCUGAGUUCUGCACAGGAGGUUAUGAACUGGAGCCCUGGGACCUCCAGAAAUAUUCCUUCUUCACAGGUGCUGCUGAGUCUCCAGAUGACGCAUCAUCUCUGCCCAGCCUCCAAAUCACCCACCCUUGGAACUGCUUGACUCUAGAGUGUGUGAUAAUAAAAGCCUUGAUGUGAAAGCCCUC
Erinaceus europaeus (western European hedgehog) is the source of this 3038-nucleotide messenger RNA. RefSeq names its product zinc finger protein 883-like. The coding region runs from base 33 to 1868 and encodes 611 amino acids. The transcript is spliced from 3 exons. NCBI's taxonomy places the organism in Eukaryota, Metazoa, Chordata, Mammalia, Eulipotyphla, Erinaceidae. The record is from RefSeq and is a predicted model, not a curated record. Gene Ontology annotation, biological process: regulation of DNA-templated transcription.